UAGGAUGCAGCAGCUGGCCAUGAAGGUCCUUUGUUCCACUUGGAUGCUUCUAGCGGUGGUUUCCUCUGUGUAUUCCCAGUCAGAUUGUUCUCAAGCUCAGUCAUGUGACCAGUGCGUUGGAGACAUAUUUUUCAACCUGACAAACUGCGUUUGGAGGCUUUGUCCAAAUGAUAACGACACAGGCAUGUGUAUGACUGAUCAGGGCGAUACAGCGGACACCGGCUUGGGCUGCAGCUGGACCAGAAUUUCUCAACUGUGCCCACUUGUCGAGACUGUUGCCGUUGUCGGAGAUGGCAAAGGUGACUCAGGUGACGGACAGAAUUCACCCCCCCAGUUCUCCCAGGCCAAGUUCAGCAUGCCCAGCUUCGUGGGAGGCAUCGUGCUUGUGCUGGUUGUGCAGGCGGGCGUCCUCACCGCCAUGCGUUUCCUGAAAUCCAAAGAGAAGACCAACUAUGACCCCAUAGAGUAGCCAGACUUGAAGACAAGAUACGUGAAGGACAAACUGACGAGGC
Molecule: messenger RNA, 512 nt
Organism: Stegastes partitus (bicolor damselfish)
Lineage: Eukaryota; Metazoa; Chordata; Actinopteri; Pomacentridae
Gene: cd164l2
Product: CD164 sialomucin-like 2
Exons: 6
Coding region: 5-469 (154 amino acids)
Cellular component (GO): cytoplasmic vesicle
Source: RefSeq, a predicted model, not a curated record